Molecule: messenger RNA, 1627 nt
Organism: Suillus clintonianus
Lineage: Eukaryota; Fungi; Basidiomycota; Agaricomycetes; Boletales; Suillaceae
Product: acyl transferase/acyl hydrolase/lysophospholipase
Exons: 4
Coding region: 16-1311 (431 amino acids)
Biological process (GO): fatty acid biosynthetic process
Molecular function (GO): fatty acid synthase activity
Source: RefSeq, a predicted model, not a curated record
CAACACUCAACUAUCAUGGGAGAGCUCGUGCACCCCGAGGAACAGCAACUUCUGUCCAUUCUGCUUGCCCCACUAGACUCUCAGGCCGCCACGAUGUCAGAGCACGUGGAGCGGCACAAUGACUCAGGGCGUGUACCUUCAAAGAUUGAUCCACCAGUCGGAGUGCUGGAUGAACACGAAGAUCAUUGUCAGGGAUCUGGUCCCAAGCUCUGUGUGGCGUUCGUCGGAAUGGGAUCGCAACAUCCAACCAUGGGUCGUCAGCUCGCGGAAAGAUACCCCUCAUUCCUCGCUUCCAUCAAGGAAAAUGACAGGAUCUUGACGGAGGUAUAUGGCCAACCUUCGUUAUUGGACCGCACGGGCCUCUUCGUUCCGGGCGGUGAAUGCUCCCUGAACCCCAGUGGUACCUGGCCGUUAAAUGAUGUCAUUUUAUCUUUUGCAUACGUACAAAUCUCCCUGUGGGAUCUCAUUCGGAGUUUGGGAUUUAGCGCAGAUUUCGCUAUUGGCACAAGCAUAGGGGAAAUAGCGAUGGGCUACGCGGCAGGCCAUUAUGAUAGAACAACCACAAUCGGGAUUGCUGCCGCCUUCGCUACUGCUAUGUCUGAAGUCGAGGGAAACGGUGCCACCAUCUUUGUCGCGGUCAGUCCACGACAAGCACGGCUCAUCAUUGAUGACGUGCUCCUUCAAGCGGGAGUAACAUCUGGCCUCUGGAUUUCAUCCUUUCAUUCUCCACACGCCGUUGCCAUCGCCGGUACUCAUCCCCUCAUAAACGCAUUAUUUGCAUUCCUGAGCAACUCUAAGGCAUUCUCUAAUACAUUUGCAGUGCGGCUCCCUCAGCUCGGGUGUGCAUUCCACACGCCAUUGAUGGAACCAAUCGAAGCGCCGCUCAGGGCAGCACUGGGGAAUCUAGACCUAGGCCAGAUAUCGAAUACGGGGACACCUGAUGUGCGAGUAAUGUCAACCAUUGACGGUACUUGGCUCAAUAGGCCACUUGAUUGCGACUACUUCUGGGACAAUGUUCUCCGCCCGACGAAAUUCGGUAACAUCGUGCAGAAGCUCGUUCAUGACGAGGGUGAAAAUAUUGUUAUCCUGGAGAUUGCUGCUCAUCCAGCGAUGAAAACCUGCGUAGAACAAUGUGGAGCUCGUUAUGUCGGGUUGAUCCGACGCCCUGCCCCAGACACAUUGGUCGAUGACUCCAAUGAAUGUGUCCAGCUUCUUGAAGCGGUCCAGCAUCUUUAUGAAGCUGGGUUCAGGAGCGAACUUCCGCUAGGGGUGUUUGAACAAGCCCUUCGACUCCUUCGUGCCGGUAAAUAGGCUACAUUUGUUGUGGACAUGGUGACUUGACCUACCAUACUUUGGUAAUCGACACUAAUAUAGACGCCUCCUAGAUGAAAGAGCUUCAAGAGACGUCGUCCAAGUGCCGUCUACAUUAUAAUGCAAUUCCGCUAAUACUGGAUAUAUUCACGAUUGGAUCCAGCCAUUUAAUGUACAUCCAGGGUUGGAAAUAGGAACAUGGUUUUUGAUUUAGCUCCGUGUGGAAGGAUUCAAGCGCACUUCCAGCAACAGACAGAGUUAAUGCCUAAAUUCGCGAGUAUAAUUUUCAAAGCACUGCUCUGUCUUACUAGUUGCC